GGGGGCCCGCCCACUGCUAGGAGAAGAAAUACGUUAGAUUCUACAGCGUCAAGAGGUGCUGAAGAUUUAGGGAUUUAUAUAAGUAACGUUAACGCAAGUUAGUCGCAGAGGUUUUUACCCUUGCAGUGUUUUAAAAGUAUUUCUACCCCUUCAUCAUCUUCAGGAUCCAUGUCUUUUUUGCGUUGGGUGUCAGAGAAACUCAGUGUGGAAAGCCUGAGGGAUCUGGAGUUAUUUGGAGAGCAAAUUCAGGCAAGCCCUCUAAGGAAAGCCCAUGAGGACAGUCAGGAGUCUUUGAACCCUCUUCCACACAGGGACACCAUGGAAAGCUUUUUACCAGACAGCAGCGCUUAUGACCUGCUUAUUGUCAUAGGUCGGGGUUUGGAGGACUUGAUGACAGUUAACCUGGCCAGGUAUAAACCUACAGGGAGGCAUGUGGCCAUCCGACGCAUUGACCUAGACUCCUGUACCAAUGAUAUGGUGAAUUACUUACAGGGUGAACUCCAUGUCACAAAGCUGUUCCACCACCCCUGCAUCCUCCCAUACAAGAGCGUCUUCAUUGCUGAGAAUGAACUGUGGGUGAUCACACCCUUUAUGGCCUACGGAUCAGCACGAGACUUAAUCAGCACACAUUUUGCUGAUGGCUUGAGUGAGCAGUCAAUUGCUUACAUACUGCUGGGUGUUUUGAGAGCACUGGGGUAUAUACAUCAGAUGGGUUAUGUUCACCGGAGUGUGAAGGCAAGCCAUAUCCUGAUUUCAGCAGAUGGACAGGUGUAUCUCUCUGGUCUUAGGAGUAUUUUCAGCUUGAUCCGUCAUGGUCAGAAAGCACGCGUUGUCCAUGAUUUCCCUCAGUACAGUGUUAAAGUAUUACCGUGGCUCAGUCCUGAGGUUCUGCAGCAGAAUCUUAAAGGAUAUGACUCCCACUCAGACAUUUACAGUUUGGGAAUCACCGCAUGUGAGCUGGCAAACGGACACGUGCCCUUUAAAGACAUGCCUGCCACUCAGAUGUUGUUAGAAAAAUUAAACGGUACAGUCCCCUGCCUGCUGGACACCACCACCAUCCCCCCUGAAGAGCUUAGCAUGAAGCCGUCUCGCUCAGGGGCUGACUCUGGGAUCUGCGAGGGUCCCAGCACUGGUGGAGCUCGCCACACUAACGGAGAACCCUCAUCCUCCUCUGGGGGGAACCCUUACAGCCGGACCUUCAGUUCACAUUUUCAUGCCUUUGUGGAACUCUGUCUGCAGAGAUACCCGGACAAAAGACCUUCUGCCAGCACUCUGAUAGGUCAUUCAUUCUUCAAACAGAUAAAGCGCAGACCAUCUGAGGCGCUUCCUGAUCUCCUGCAUCCAGUUUCUCCAAUGAGCAUCCUGGAUUGCGUCCAAACUCAGGAUUCCCCCACUGGAUUGGCCAGUCUGGACUCUGACCUCAGCCAGCUGGAUAUUGAUGAUUGGGACUUCUGACAUUGAAUGCAUUUAAGGACUUGAUGGGAAGGGCUUACUUGCUAUUUUUAUUCUUAGGAAGUAUAAGAUAAAAGCGCACCAGGGAGAAAUCGAGAUUUUAAGGAUUUUUUUCUUCUGGGGGAAAAAGGGAAGUCUUGUGCUAAUGUUAAUGUGGUCUAUAUGUUAUAGCCUACAUAGAUUAUUUUCAAAGAAGACACACAGGACUCGUCUUCUUGUCUUUGUGAUUUGUGUAUAUCACUGCAACAAAAGGAGGAAACUAUUUCCUACAGAAGAAUGAAAGUAAGCAAUUACCAUAGCAUUGCUAAUGCAUUCAGAUUGAAAGAUGCAUGAAGAUAAAAGCCUGAGGCAUGCACUCCUCACUCAUGCAUACAUUUUGGCUAUUCAUUCAGUCCUGCCAUGUAAACAAAGAAGGAAAAGGUUCAAUUAAGUCUUAAGAUAGCACUGUCUAGUCUUUGUGGAGGAUGAAACCAUAAUUCUUUGAAAGGGGUGUUUGAAAAAUCUCUCGAGAGCAGUGACUAUGAGGAACAAAAGUGAGUAGUGGAACCACCAGAAGACUGAAUUUGUUCUACUUUGAUCAUUUGGUGCAGUCGGCCAUUUACAAGUAUCAAUUCUGUUGUAUUUUUGCUGAGAUUUAUUUCUGUUCUUGGCAUGUGUUACAAAAAGUAGAACUUCAAAAAAGUACUGUAAAGUUCUGUAUAUUUUAAGAAAAUCUUUCAAUUGGUCAAAUGAAAUAAAUUGUAAUUGUACAAACGUCA
This is a messenger RNA of Triplophysa dalaica, 2210 nucleotides long. RefSeq names its product STE20 related adaptor alpha (gene strada). Gene Ontology annotation, molecular function: ATP binding; protein serine/threonine kinase activator activity; protein kinase activity. The record is from RefSeq and is a predicted model, not a curated record. Gene Ontology annotation, biological process: protein phosphorylation. Bases 169 to 1455 code for a protein of 428 amino acids. Lineage: Eukaryota; Metazoa; Chordata; Actinopteri; Cypriniformes; Nemacheilidae. The transcript is spliced from 13 exons.